Molecule: messenger RNA, 1538 nt
Organism: Salvia hispanica
Lineage: Eukaryota; Viridiplantae; Streptophyta; Magnoliopsida; Lamiales; Lamiaceae
Product: putative F-box/LRR-repeat protein At5g41630
Molecular function (GO): protein binding
Source: RefSeq, a predicted model, not a curated record
UCAUGAAGGGAUCCAUCUGGAUUUGAAGGCUUCUCCUGUGAUGAAUUACACAGGGGGGGUUGCGGCUGAUGAUCUCCCUGAUGAAAUGAUUCAUCGCAUUCAAUCUUUCAUGGAUGCCCGCCCUGCCGCCCAAACCACGGUGUUAUUCAAAUCCUGGCGCCUCGCAUGGCUCACGCGCCCCGACCUCGAUUUUCGAGACCAGGAUUUCCCAUAUCCGUGGAUCCAGUUCCAGGCAUUCGCACGCAACACUUUGCAGAGGUACGAAAAUCGCAAUCGAAGGAUCAACUCUUUCCGUCUAGGGAUGGAGACUGUUGUAGAUCAUCAUCUAGCUACAGAAUUGAUUGUGAGAGCGAUCAGAUUGGGGGCUACUAAUCUCACGCUUCGAAUUCCAAGAACCGCUGGUCACAUAAUGUAUUUUUUACCAAAUGAGGUUCUUGAUUCCGAAACCCUAGCUGGAUUAUCUGCUCAUGAUUGCCAAAUUAUUCUCCAAUUUGGGCGGAAAGAAGUAAGUUGGUCCAAUCUUAAAACCCUUAAUUUGUCCCACUCGUUUAUAUAUGGUGAUUUAUUCCAUGAUUUGAUUUCGAAAUGCACAUCUCUUGAGAAAAUAGCGUUGGAUAGAAACGUAAGCUUUCCAACGUUGUUUAGAGGACCGAGACGACUUAGCCCACCUUGUGAGAGUAAACUCAAACUGCAUAAGCUCAAGUCAUUGCAAUUGAUUGGUUUGGGUAGAAGAGACUACAUAUAUAGGCAUGAGUUGUGGCCUAAAUUUCCUUGCCUGAAAGAAUUGGAGAUUCGGGAUGUUGACUCUAAUAACUAUGACUGGACAGGCUUAAGAAUCUGCAGCCCAUCACUCGAGCUCAUAACCAUCUACACGUAUCACAAUAAGAUUAGGAAUGGGACGUUUGAUGUUCCAAAUAUUCGAAAAUUUAAGUUGGUGGGAAAUUAUUUGCCGCAGCUGGAUGAGUUCAAGACGAGUAGUAGUAACAGGGAAUGGAAGUCAGAUAUACAUGUACAGUGUUAUACGUUUACUGCUUCAUGGUUCUCUUCGUUGAGCGAACUCUUGAUAAUGUUGAGCCCAUCCCGAAUAUCUCUCUCUGUACAUAUGGAUUCUAAAUAUUUUCCCCGAAAGAGUGUAUAUAGUGGAGAUGGUGGUUUACCUACACCCAGAGUAGAGAAUUUGUCAAUAACGGGUUUUUAUGAACUAUGCUUCUCUUGGUUCUCUGCUUUCCUAGAGGCUUUGCUCCAGAGCUGUUGUCCCAACUGCAUAGGAGUUGAUACACGCCUUACAGGGAAUGCGAAUCUUGAAGCUCUGUUUCAACGGCUGGGAUAUCGUCCAUAUGAAACAGAUGAUUUAAGUGGUGAUCAGCAAUACCUCAUUAGGUUCCAACGGGUAUAGGUGUGGAGAUAUGGAGAAAGGAGUUUGUGCACUACAAGACAUGGACUAAGGGAAUUAUGUGUUGUGUAUAUGCCAACUGCAAAAAUGUGACUGUACAGUAUCAAGAUAUCAUCAUAUUAAGUCACACUUACAUAUAGAAAAG